Messenger RNA from Cucumis melo (muskmelon), 676 nucleotides. RefSeq lists its product as uncharacterized. NCBI's taxonomy places the organism in Eukaryota, Viridiplantae, Streptophyta, Magnoliopsida, Cucurbitales, Cucurbitaceae. Bases 87 to 467 code for a protein of 126 amino acids. Gene Ontology annotation, molecular function: structural constituent of ribosome; 5S rRNA binding. Gene Ontology annotation, biological process: translation. Gene Ontology annotation, cellular component: ribosome. The transcript has a single exon. The record is from RefSeq and is a predicted model, not a curated record.
UUUCCAAAUUGUUCAAACAAAGUUCAAUGGGAGAAGAUAAUAGAAGGCGAUUUUGAAGCCCUAAUAAAUACGCCCAGUUCCUCAUCAUGUCCAUUAACCAAAACCACCUCCUCCGCCUUGUUCUUUCCUGCCGGAAAAUCACCGCCCAGGUCACCAAUCCAGCCACCUCCUCCAUCAUCGCCAUGGCUUCUUCCUCCGAGCAGGAAUUCGUCGCCUAUUACCGCUCCAAACUCCACCGCUUUCCUCGAUCCAACAAUUUCUGGGAUUCCAAAGUCGCCUCUCGCGUCGGCGUAAAGCUUGGCCACCGUUUGAAGGAGAUCGGCGUCUCCGAUGUUCGGAUUGAUCUCGCUGAAGAGCUCUCCCGCCCUAUUUACUACCGGAAGAUGGUUCUGCCGCUCUUCGAUUCUGUUCAGCGCUCCGGCAUCGCCGUUGAUGGGGUUGAGAAGCUUGGAAAAGGUUCGAUCUAGCCUCGACUCUUAUUUUUUCCGAUCGGAGCUUGUACGUUUCGCGAUUGAGAUUGAAUUUAGGGCACAUAUAAUUGCUUAUCCUCCAUGUCGAUUUAUCAUACCAAUUUUGACUCAUUUUCGAUCUUUCUUUUGGAUUCAAAUUGUAAUAAUAUAAAUUGUUUUCAUAAUUAGUGAAAGAAAUAGAGAAGAGACCAAUUUCCCCUUUGGAA